Porites lobata is the source of this 40618-nucleotide messenger RNA. The record is from the annotation of a GenBank genome assembly. Lineage: Eukaryota; Metazoa; Cnidaria; Anthozoa; Scleractinia; Poritidae.
AAUGUUUGGGCUUUGGGCAACACGAUCCGCACUCGAUCUAAGAUGGCGGUCCCACGUCCUCUGAAAAGACCACGUUUGGGCCAUCCAGACGUAUACCCACAAGACAGUAAACAAAAAGAGGUAAGCUUUAACUAAUAUCUAGUUUGAAGUGAAUCAUUAUCAUGCUAAAUUUGCCCGCGAUCUUUCUAGGAUGAACUCACCGAAGAGAACGUCAAGAAAGGAUUUAGCUACCAACCCCUGCCUUUCAGUUCUGGAUCAGUCGAGGUUGUAGGACUUUAUUAAAGCCAUAUUUCGUUUCAUAAUAUUUUCUUUUACCUGUUAAAAUGUCUGUGUUGUGUUGGGAAUAUGACGAAUGUGUUUUUUUUUUUCAGUAUGGAUCGGCAAAGGAUAUCAUGUGUAAUGUUCCCCUGUCAAAGGUACUUCAGAAUUUUAUUGGAUUUGCUAAAUACAAACUGAGGAUCGCAGAUGACUUGUGUGUAAAAUCCGUAUCCAGGUCAACCCAGAUCUUCUUUGUCUCAUGGUUGGAUGAGGAACCAAGGAAAUUUUGAAUGAAACUAGGUUGAAGUACCUGUUAAUUAAUCUGAGUACGGAUUUUAUCUAAACGAAAAUUCACGAUUGGUUGGCUACUUGUCAAUCUGUGAACAAAAAAAAUCUCACUCUCAGUGGAGUUCAAUUUUUACUGUGGUUCUAACUUUGCAACACAUGGCAAACAAACAAGGGUCAAGAACUGCGCUCUAGGGUGUGUUCCAUUGGGAAAUCUGGAUUUUUUUAAAACCCGCAUUUCGGAUUUGCAAUCGACUGCAAAAUCCGAAAACAGAUUUCAACGCUGAGAUGUCUGUUUUUGGAUUUCCUUUGGGAAAUCUGAAAAAGGAUUUGGAAAACUGUCCUUAAGAACAGCAGUCUUGCACGCGCACGCAUAAUUAGCAAAAAGAAGACCGCUGUUCACAAGAAUAAUUUUGCAGAUCCCUUUUUUGAUUUCCCAAUUGAACGGUAAACAGGAAAUCCAUGAAAUCCAGAUUCGGAUUUCUUAAUUGAAAUCCUCCCGAUGACUGUGAUGAAAUCUAUUUUCGGAUUUCGCGUUCGAUUGCAAAAUCUGAAAUCCGGAUUUCUCAAUCGAACACAACCGUAGUUUCCAAAUGGAAGCUGAGGCUUUCAAGAUAACCUGAUAAUGGUUUAACUAGUGCAAACCAAACAGCAGGGCACAGACAAGCUGUUUGUUUAGCAGAAAAAGUAGGCAAUAAAGCUAGCGUCAGUUGUCAGAAAGGAAGUAGGAAUGAAAGGUAGCAGAUCGCCAAGUAAAAGACCCCAUCGCCAUCUCUUAUCUUUUCUUUGUUCAGGCUUCCGUCCUCAUUCCUUGCAGCUUUGCCAUUCGCCCCUCAGGCGUGCUCUCAAUCUGUUGUGCAUUAAAAGACAAAUAAGAGGCUGCUUGCUGUCUAUUGUUUAUUUCAAGAUGGUUGUGUUUUUUUGACAGUUUACACAAAGCUUCAGUGCAAUUUUAUUAGAAAAACAGAAGCAAAACACGUAUACUUCACAAGAUGGGAAUAAGAGAAAACCACAGCCUGUCAAGGACAAUUUUGUACCAGUAAGUACCAAGAGAACAUGUGCAUUUUGACGUAAUACAUACAAAAGUCAACUUUUAAUUUGCUAUAUCAAAUUAAUGAAAAAUUGAUGCUAAUUAUUUUUAAUCCUUGCUUUGUCAUUCCUUUCUAGCCAACACCCACACAGUAUUCUAUCACUUACAUUAAUAAUACACCUGUAAUAUUAUUUUUUUAAAUAUAGUUUUUGUGGGGCUUAGAGUUUACAGAAAGUUUCUCCAUAGUCUCUGCAAACAAUUUCGUGUGGGUUAGAUUGUCCGGCCAGUAAAUUGGGUUCUGUGGGUUCAAAUUGUACUCAGUUUUUUUUUUGCAUAAGUCUACAGUUUAUAUUUGUGACAUUAUGAAGUCAACAUACAUGUAGCAUCUUUGUCAAUAUGAAUAUUUGAUUUAUUUGUUACUCAUGCAUCAUUCUCAUCAUCAUCAUCAUCAUUAUCAUCAUCAUUACUAUUAUCGUCAUCAUCAUCAAGACAUCAAAAAUACUUGUGGUUGUUGUGGUUGUUAUUGUUGCGAAUGAAAUCUCAUUCCCCUUGUACAAUCAUGUAUCUUCUCAGUUUCUACAUUUAUUUUAUUAUGAUUAUACUCACUUUACCUGUCUCAUCAGGUUCAUGCAACUGCCCGCUCUCGUGGAUUUAUAUCCAGUUGGUUUCAAGAUCUAGCAGGGAACAAACCCCUCACUGUAUUAGUAAAGAAGGUGAGUGUAACAAAAUGAAUAAAUGUACCAAUUAAAAAAAGAAAAAUCAGAAAACCUGAAAAACUCUGGCAAAAAGCUGCAUGUAUCAGCGGGGCCAAAAGCACGGAAAAAUGAUCAUUUCUGUAUCAUCUGUUUGUUGUUGUUGUUGUUUUUGUUUGUGUACAUGUAUUUUCUAUCAAAAUGAACAAAUAAAUGUGAGACUGAUUAUAAAAGUAAAUGUAAUUAAACUUGAGCAGUCAUAACCCUUCAAGUCUGCUUUCUUGAGUCCUGAUUCUCUCUUAGUACAAAAAUAAAUGCAUUACAGAUUUCAAUUUAAUCACACACUGUACAUGCAGGGACUAGUAGAAUGAGGAGCUGUUUGGUAAAAACUAUGCAUGUACAUUUGCUACCCUAAGAAAGACAAAUAACAUAUUUUUAUUACUUUUGACUCCAUUGCUUGCCCUUUCAUCCUUGAAAAAAAAUCCAUGGUAGUCCAGGACAAGAAGAUUCGCUUGCUGGGCAAGUUGCAAUGUACAUUAAAAGAUCAUUCGCCCAAUGGGAAAGGUUCUAGGCGAGCGAGAGGCGACCCCGGCCAAUUAAUGUGAGGGCUACCUAAUUAUAUUUCUUGCCCAUAGGACAACUAAAAGCUGGAAUUCAAGUUGUUUUGUUUUUGUUUUUGUUUUUUUUUUUUUGAGUCCUGAUUCCCUGAAGUAAUUCAAAUAAAGUCAAACAUUGUGAGAACAAGACAGUAAUUACAACAAAUUUUAAGCAAGACAGUUUGGAAAAAAUAUCAACUUCUGUUUAUGGACUUUUUUUGUUACAGUGUAAUAGAAAACUGUGAGAGUGACUGAGAGUUUGAUAAAUCUCCAUUAGGUAACAAGUUACACAAGAUUCAUUGAAAAAGGGGAAACUUCAAAACAAUUUGUUUUUUUGCUUUUUUAGGUGCCUAUCUUUAAUAAGAAAGAGGAAAUUUUUAGCAGCCUUUGUGAGUACUCUAUUCCCAUGCUUCGGGCAGCAUGGUUCAUAAAAAUAUCGUCAGCUUAUACAACUGGCAUCAGUGAAUCCAAGGGCAAGAAAAGAGUGAUGGCAGAUCCUGCGCAAGGUAUUAUACAAAUGAAAAUUUAGACUUACCUAUUGUAAGUGGCUGAUGUCUUUACUGAACUGUUUUUGAUUUUCUAUCGCCUUUUGGUUGUGACCAAAACCAAUAUCUGAAAAAUGAAUCUGUAAAUAUGGUGAUACAAAUCAAACAACCAUUCAUAAUGCUUAUGGAUGCUUAACAGGUGGAAGUGUGGCUGAGUGGUGAGCGUGUCAGACUUGUAUAAUGACUGUUUCUUUGUUUGAGUCCCACUCUGCCCACUUAAUUAUUUAUUUCUCAGUUGUCCUGAGUUUAAAGCAUCUCCCACACUUGUAAAUAGGCUGCUAAUCACCUCCUGCCAGUUGGGUUUUUUAAAUCUUGUUGUGUUCUAUUAUUUUGGAUCAUGUGUUUUCAUUGUGUGUGUGAGGUAUGGAAUGCCAAGUACACUGACUUCUGCAUCUAUAAACAAGCCCUUUUUUCUUAAGCUCAUUUUCUCAUUAGAAUAGAAGGUUAGGCCAGUGGUUUUAAAGGGGUCAGUAGGGCUUCUCAUUAAAAUCAAAUAAUACAUUUACGUGCACAUGCACAUCUACAUGUAUUACUACAAUAUAGCUUAAUUGAAUGUGAGGAAAAAUAAAACAUGUACAUGUAACUUCAAGAAGAACAAUCACUGUAUUGUUCCUGUAAGAAUAAAAAGAUCCCCUAGCGACAAUAAGAACAUGUACAUGUUUGGAAGUCAAACUGAUUUGAAUGUAUCUUCUUUAUCAUUUAAGAUUGGACUCAUGCCAUAACAAAAUACCUGAAGGAUCAAUUGAACAAGAUAGCAGAUUUUUACCAGAGCCACUUUGGUGGGAUAACCUCCACUCAACAUCAACAAAGAAUGACUCCUGAAAUGGAACAAGCACUAAAACAGUGGAACUACACUGUGCGACUAACACACUGGCUGUACGAGGUGGGAUGUUAUGGGUACAUUAAGACAUUAGGGACCUUACAAAACUAUGACGGUGACGGCAACAGAAACUCUUACAAUAAAGUAACGAUAAAUAUUAUUAAACCAGAAGAGGUGUAGAAAGCAAAACAAGAACUUUUCUACUUUGAAAUUUCUUUCCCCUCCUAACGACGAUGUAUUCUUUUAAGUUCACAAACUUAUGUACUUAAGAACGGGAACAACAGGGAACCGGUACAUAAAUUUUAGUACUAUUAUCUCUCUGAAUUUGGAUAUGGUCCUCUCACUGUAGCUCCAGCCUAUACUCCCUUCUUUUAAGAAAAUGGGUGAUUUGGAUUAAUAAUCGCAAAAAAGAUUGAAAGGAUGCAAGAUCAUUAACAGGGUUUUCUCAAGAAGGCCCUGUUAGGCUACUCUAAAAUCCUGACAAGCAACAUCAGAUGGCAUUGAAGCAGUGAAAUGGUUACAACAACAUGGAGAUGGGUUGAAACUGUGACAGUGACAAAGAAAAUCACAAAUACAAUAGUAAAAUACUGAUAGUAACAUGACCUCAGACUCUUCAAUAUGUGAAAUGACCGCUUUUGAAAUUCAGACUAGGGACAUGCAUACCUCCGAUCCCAUAACAGGGUUGUCAUUAAGAGGUGGCUCCCAACCACUUUCAAAGGAAAGUAGAAGAAAAAUAGAAACGAAAGAAACCCCUAGCUGCUUAAUUUCUCACCUACUUGUUGUAUUUACUGCAACUUGAAAUCUUGGCGUCAUUAACCCUGCAUAAGAAGGCCACUGUCAACUGCAGGCUGUUGUAAGCAGGGCUGUCCACAUGAGAGUGUCUGUGAUGUGUUAGUUGUUUGAUUGGUUGAUCCCUUCAUACAGUAUAUACAGCCGUGUAGUACUCUGUUAUGUGCUAUUGUCCUAUGAAUGCUUUCAGGAGAGUCUUCUUGACAGACAGGAUUUUCUUCAGUGGCUGUUGGACUUACUGGACAAAAGCAAAAAUGCUGAUGAUCUGCUGCUAAAAUAUUUAAUCCCACUCUUGUUAAGGGUAUGUAUUUCAGGAAGGAGACAGAAAUGUAUUACAGCACAUGUAUGUGCUCUCCAAGAUGCAAUGUGUGCUCUGAUUGGCCAUUAUCAUUGCCACUACUUGCCACUUCUUACCACCUCUGUGACCAGACACCCCCAUCUCAUAUUUGUCAACUAUCAAAAGGAAAAAAAAACUCUCUGAAAACUAGAUGCCUCCUUUCCCAUACAGUACCCAAUACACACAUGGUGCUGCCCAAGUCCACCAACCUUAAAGCACCAGCUCCUGAGCUGAUCUUAUGUUGAUGAGUUUAAUUAAUGAUUACUUUUUUGAACACUCAUUUCAGUAUGUUGACCAGAUAGUCUUGUCCCAAACACUUGCCAGGAGUCUUGCGCAGGUGUGUUCCAAGAAGCUGUCUACGCUAUACUCUAAUGCUGAACAGAUGCAGUCUGAGCAACAGAAUCAGGGAGGUACAAGCAGCACAAACAAGACUAGUAGCACAUCAGUGCCAAGUCCAGUACCAUCCAUCACAUCAGAAAGGUAAACAGGAGUAUUGGACCAGUUUUUUUGAAAUAAAUUAUAAUAUAGUUUUUAAAACAAUGUCAUACAGUUCCGCAUACUGCUAGGAUCAGCAAUAUUGAAAUCAUCAUGUGUGUGAUAAAUAAAGAAUGAUGGCCAAUUCAACUCUUCGCUUAGUGAAGAUCCUAGCAGUACCCGGGAUGCAUGUCAUACAUGAACCUUGUAUAUGGCCCAUCUCGCCACAAGUCCUUCAUAGUUCAGUGGUUAGAGCAUCUGAUGGGUGUACAGAAGGUCAUAGGUUCAAUUCCUCUCGGGGACUCAGAUUUUUUCUUUGUCCCAUACUCGUGACCUGUUGAUCCCAUCAUUUCUCAAGUUUGUUAUGUUUUUUUUAUUCAGUUCAAGUUUGACAGCUGUCAGUCCUUCAUCACUUCCUGUCCUCUCUCAAUACAAAACAUGCCCACAACAUCAUGCCCUCGUCCUGUCAUUGAGUUCAGUCUUGCAAACUAUUGCUAUUUGUUGUCCUGGAGCGCUGAUCUGGAAUUCCAUUCCAAGUGGUGGAGGCAGUGCUUCUAAUAGCAGUAACUCUGCUGUUGGUAGUGCAGAUGCCGCAGCCAAUAAACCUGCUGUAUUGGGAUCUCCACUGGACAGGCUACCCAUCGCACCAUCUCAGAUGCCACUUCCUUCAUCAGCAAAUGCACAGGGGUUCCUGAAUUCUGAGGUUGAUUAUGCCAUUGGUCAAAAUUAAAUUUAGUUAAAUUAUUUUAACUUAGGAUGAUUCUCAAUUUCCUUUGUCUCCUGCAUGUAGGCCUACUUCAUGAAUAAUCAGGGACAGGAGAAUCAACCUAAAUUAAUACGUUUUAACCUUAAACCUUAAUUUUGACCGGUAACAUUUAAAAAAAGCGUGUAUGAAUUUUGCAUAAAAUUAGUUAAAGUGAAGAACAGCUCCCUGAAAAACUUGUCAGCUGACUUUUGGUCAACUGAUGUCCAACAGUUUGGCUCCAGUCAGCAGUGAAGUCACUGAUGGUAUAGUGAUAACAUAAUUUUAAACCUAAAUCAUCAACUAAACCAGAAGUGAAACAUGAUGUAUAAUUAUUUGCUGGUAAGUGCAAUUGUCACAUUACAUUUUUCCAAGUUUGCCGAAUUAGAGAAUGAAAAAAGGGUCUAAAAAAGGGGCCCGUUUCUCUCGUGGAAGGCUGUGACAGUCCUAUGUUUGCUGUGUUGAUAUUUAAAGAUUGAGGCUAUAAUAGGGACUUCAAAAAUUAAUAAUACAGCAAUAAAAAUAAUUAUCACGUACAUGUACAUGUAGAGAAGCAAGAUGAAUUGGUGCACUUUAAAGAAACAGGAAAUUGAUUUGUUAUUAUUUUUCUCAUUCCCUUUCUUGAAAUUCACAGCUCCUGUCUGUUCUGCUUGCAAGUGAGGAGGAAAUCCAAACCCGAAGCAAAGCAAUAGAAUCUCACUGGUCUCCUGACAAAUAUCAGGACAAAUCCUCAGGUAAGAAUGAGUUCUCUUCUUUCAAAAUUCAUUCAAUAUUGUACAACAAAAUUAAUGUACACCAAACAGUAAGUGGUUUGGCAAAGAAACCUUUUACACAUUCAGGGCUUGAAAAAAGUCUUGAAUUCCAGCUUAUCCUUAAUUUGGGCAAGCAGCUCUCGCAUUUAUUCUGCUUAUCUGGGCAACAACUUGUUUAUGUAUGUGCUUGUUUCAAUUAUUGAUUUAGUUGAAAGAUGACUUCCUUUAUCCUGGUUGCCAAUCAGGCAAGUGAUUUCAAAAUUACUGGCCUGGCAAGAAAAUCAGCUCAUUCUGGACUAUUUGACUAGACUUUUUUCAAGCCCUGCACCAUGUACACGGAUCAUUAUACGUUUCUGGGAAACUGACCACCUACCCCUCCCCUAAGCCACCAUUUUGCCAUAAGUGAGAAGUAAGUGUUAAUGUUGGCUUAGGGGAGGGGUAGGUGGGUAAAAGAACUAGGCAGAUUUUUCUUAACUAUAACUACUCUUUCAAUCUCUUGACUUUCAAAUUAAUAUGCAGACAGUUUAAAGAUAGAUGUACUUUGCAAAACAAAAUUUCUCUGUAUUCUUUACUUUCAUGCCAUUUACAAAUUUAUUGUAGACUUCUUCCAUGACCCCUGCUUGAAGUAAAAUGUUCAUGGGUUUUUAUUUUUUAUGUGCACAAUAUUUAUGUGAUUUUUAGAACUGAUGGUUAAAGUAUGCAUGAAUUUCUUUUAAGUGUUGCUUUAAAUUAGUAUUAGUCACACAUAGAAGUUAAAUUAAGGCCACACAUUAAUAUAAUACAUUAUUGUAUUAUUUUAUUAUUAUAAAGUGCCCAUAAUAAAUAUGGCAUAGUUAGAUUAUAAGUACAUGUCUUACACUAUUUUGUCUGCAUGUCUUGUAAUAUUCCUUUAAAUAAAUGUUGCCUACAUAAUGGCUAAAUCUAAAUGGUUUGAUAAAAAAUGGUUGGUAGUCCUAGUAUACACUAACAUACAGAUGUAUCGUUAUACAUGCUCUGGGGCCGAUCCAGGAUUUUUGUUAGGAGGGGGUGCACUCAUCUCUUGCUCUACUUCAACACCAAUAAACCACAUAGUUUUUUUUUGGCAGAAUACCAGUUGGAUUUGAAAACCGCGGGUCAUCGGGGGAGGGGGGGUGCACACCCCCUGCACCCUCCCCCUGGAUCUGCCCCUGAUGCUUAUAAAAUACAGUAUGUAGUUAUGGUAUGUUUUCUCAUCAUCCUGUAGAUCAUCCUCGUCAUUAUGAUGUACAGAUUGUUACAUUUGUCUCUUAUCCCUACUAUUAUUUUAUCAAGAAAGUGAAGGGGAGGAGAGAGAGGGCACCUGUUUGAUACUAUAGCCAAUGGGGUGGGUGCUUAUUUGGGUGAGGGCACUUAUCAGAGCGUGGGUGCUUAUUCAAGGAAGCAGUAACCUGAUAAUUCUUUCACUAACUUCCAUUCUAUCUUUUUAUACACAGUUAUACUGGUAAUACUAAGCACAAGAUUAUAUUAUUAAUUUUAUUUAAUUAUUUUAGAUAGUGGGCUAUUGAAUCUUUGUCAUCAUUGUUAAUCUGUUUAAUAAUAUCUUACUUUAGUUAAUAACAGUUAUUUACUGUGUUAUAGUUAAUAACAUUAAGUACUUUUUAAUUUUAAUCUUGUUAGCUAUUUAUAUUAAGGGAGGAUUCAUUUGCAGCUUGCAAUCUGCAAGUAUAUCCAUCACAAAUGAAAGUGCAACAGUUAUUACAGUCUUCAAAUCAACCCAUAUUCACCCCUGAACCAUCCAUUACUGCCUCUGCUGAUCCAUGUCCCUUCUACCUCAUGUAAUGUCAUCAGUUUUGAUGGUCAAGGUCAACUUGUCUUUGUCAUCUAAGGUGUCCAAGGGAAUGAGAACUUUCAAACCAAUUCAGAAUAAGUAUGAUUCAGUCAAGGAGGCCAGAGGAAAAAAUGUAACAUUGACCCACAAAUUCCGAUGAUCUUGUUCCAGUACUCACACCUGCACUUUCUUGCAUCUAAUCCUACAAUCCUAAAAAUUUUCCCAAAAAUGUUUCCACCGAAAUAAAGCAUAGUAAAUGCCCAGCAAAAGGGAAAAAAUGGGGCAAGAAAUAAAGUGAAAGAAGAGAGGAGGUGAGAAAGUGAUAAGUGAAAGUCAAGACUGCUCUCUCACUUUAAAACCCAAAAACUAUCUUGAAAUUUUGCUUUCUGUGCAUGCUUGAAAUUUGGAAGCUGAUAUAUUUUGCAUCUGGAUGUGAAGUGCUUGACAGAUAAACAGUGUUUUGAGCAGUUCUGGCUCUUCAGUAGUCAGGCAGUGACUGGAAAAACAAAUGGCUUAACUUGCUUCAUAAACCUUUUUUUUUUUUGCAAAAAUCCCAGGAGUGAAUGGGUGAAGCUGCAAAUGAAUCCACCAUAAGGAAGGCAGUGAAGCUAUAUGCAAACAAAAAAAACAUCAAACAUAUAUUGGGCAUGUCACAUAUUACUCUCUGGCUAUAAUUUUGCAUCAUUGUUGUGGUUAUGGAAGCUGGUGUAAAGGUUAGCUUGGUUGGUAUCGGCAGUCGCUUUGGUAUGAAAAAUACUGGGAAAUGUUUUGAAAUUGCCAGGAGGCUGAUCACAUAAUAUUCAGCAAAAUAAGUCUGUCAUGUAGCAAAUUAUACAGUUUCUUGGGCCCGGUUCAGAUGCCACUCCACUCGAGUGCCGAACCUAACUGAUUUAGUAUAGCAAAAGAGCGGCGUCCGAAUCAAUUCGGUACAGCAGUUUUAGUUAGGUGCAGCAAAAGCAUUUGAAGUGGCAAAAGUUCGAACUUUUGUCAAACGUAACUUAGGCUCGACACACGGUGUGCAGUCUGAAUCAGAUGUCGUGCCAGUGUCACUCCAAAGUUGAACUUAUUCAGUUAGGUUUGGCACAUGAAAAGUAUGGUGUCUGAACCAGGCCUUAGACAAAAUGCUAAUGCUAAAGACUAAUGUUGAAGACUAAUAUCCUGACUGGUAAAGGCCAUGACGAAAGUACUUUCAGCAUGAAGAGGGCAAGAGAAUUAAUUCCAUACAUAACCACUAAUUCCUUCUGUUACUGUAGUUCACUACUGAUCAACCUACAUAUUCUUAGUAAACUAACAAGAAUGUAGAAUCAGUUAUUGAAGUCAGUGAGUGAAAUUAAAAGAAGAUCUUAGUGUUCAGACAGACAGACAGACAGAUUGUAAUGAGCUAUUUUUUUUAACCAUUGAUCUUUUGAUUCUAAGUCACCACAGGCUCACCAACUUUGCAGUAGGGCACCUGUGUCCAACCUUGCACAGUUUCUUCUUGUGAAUGUGCAUCAAACUUGUGUCUUAAUUGCACUAAGAUGACUUCAACUGAGUUGUUUCACACACUAACUGGGAAUGGUUAUAUCGGACUGGUGUUUUUUAUUUUAUGUCAUGACAUGUUGCACUCAAUCGACCUUACUUUGACACCUGCUCAUGGUUUUUCACUGGCAAUUUUAUGUAAUCAGCUAGCUGGCUGCACUGCCUAAUUUUAUUUUAUUUUAUUUUGAUUUAUUUUAUUUUAUUUUUGUUUUGGCAUGCCUCUCUUUGUUGCAUGGCUAUAAAAUUAAUCUACUAUUCAAGUCUGCAAGUCUGUAAAUAAUUAUUGAUAAGGUUAAUGUCUGUUUUGUUUCUUUUUAUUAAAAAUAAUAUAAUUGUGUGGCUAGUCUGUUUUUUUAUGUAAAUAUCAGUUAAAUUAAUCUAAUGCAUGUAUUGCACUGCCAUAACUAGCUAGCAUUAUUUUUUUUUGGUUCUGCAUUGAUAAAGUUGCCCUUACAGCUUUAUUCAGUAACAACUUGUUUAUAUUGCAAUCCACAUUGAAUUUUGUUUGAAGAGGUGAAAUUAUAACAUUCAAAGUGACUUACACAUGCUUGAAUUAUUUGGCCCAUGCAAGUACCAAGUCCUUUGCUAGCAUGAGUUUUAGGAACAAAAUGUAAAAAUGAUUUUCAACCCUAUUUUUCAUCAGAGUUCUCAUUGCAUUUUUAAGUAGACAGCUUGGAUAUGAAAGUAGGCGGCUUGGUAAUUGAGUGCUGUAGGCAAUUUCAGGCUUUCACUCUCACUUCACUGUACUGUAUUUUCCCAAAAAGGAGACGGCUCAAACCUCCAAGCAGCCAUAUUUUUAGCCGGCUGCCAGCACUUAAUGGGAACCCUGUUCGUUAACUUGUAUACCCUUAUAAAUUAUUCCCAAGUGUAAUAAAAGUCAAAUUAUCGUAAUGUUUAUUAGUAGCCUGUGGGACAAAAAAAACAAACAAACAAAUAAUCAAAACACACUCUUGAAAGGUAUGCUAGAAAGGAUUCAUUUUUAUAGCCACAGCCAUCACAUAGAGAUUAUUGAAAAAUGAUUGCUUCCUGACAUUUUAGAGCCAAUUUCAAUACAUUAGUUACCGUACUAUGACUUUAAGGUACCAUAUUUAUUUUAUAUGGUGCUUAAAAAGAUCAACAAAAAAUCGCUGUUAAUUUUUGUAUUAUUUUUAUUACGCAAAGCUCCAUACAAGUCACUUUGAACAAGCAGUUUUAAUCUCACCUCUUCAGUAGAAUUAAAACUAAAAAUGUUACUUAGUAAAACAGUAUCACUUUGCUAAUUCUCUCCAUUUAUUUUAGCCGUCUCUAUUUCAGUUUUAGCUGUCAAGAGGGUGCUGAACACGUUAGAGACCCUAGACCGUUACAACUUUCACCGCGCAGAUUCCUCAAAUUCCAUCGACACACUUUACAGCAAGAUUUUUGCAGACUCCACAAAAUCUGGAGGACAGGUAAAGAACUUUAUAUUACUACAAUUAUGUAAGACCCAAACAGACCACGAAGGUUCCAGGAAACAAGGAGGGGGGAAAGAGAGGGGUGGGUGGGGGGGUAAUUUAAAGUCUAGGGGGUGCUACACCCAUCCUAGUUCUCCCUCCACUGAAAAAUAUGGUUUUAUGAGGUACCAGUUAUUGAUUACAGAACCCUGGAGUUCGUGCCCAGAAAUUAAGGCCCUACAAGACAGAGUUUUAGGAACGUUCUGUUAAAUAAAACAAAAGUAAAUCAUGGACAAUUUUCUCUUUUUCUUGGUAGAGAGGGGAUGGGGAAGGGGACUUGUCACCAUCUGCUCUUAACCCAUAAAUAAUUACGCCUAUGUAGAUGUCAAUAUUGUGCACAGAGUGGCCACCCCUCUAAAAUGGUUUACCUGCAAUAUUUUAAACGGUAUUGUACGAUUGUACUGUACGAUCUCCUGCCAUUUUUUUAGCAGCAUUGUGUGCUGCGAAUUGUAAAAUUGGAUGAAAUAUUGUAAUGCAGCUUUUAAUCAUAAGUCAAUCAAAAUUCAAAAUUUUGCAAAAACAUGCCCGGGCAAAAAGAAAAAAAUAAAUAAACAGAGGAACAAGCAAAUGACUCCUGUCGCACAUUUGGUAGCUUCUUAGAAGAUCUUGGAGCAUGUUGGCCAUGUUAAGUGGAACGCGGUGAAUGCUAAAUUGCAGGCUAUUGUACUUGAGUAAAAUCCAACUAGUGGUCUAUCAUCAAUGCUGCGUUCUGAUUGGUUGAGCUACUACUAAGCUAUAUGUUAUAGCCCACAAAAGCCCACAAAGCCCAGGCUUUUUGGUGGCAAAAAAGGAUUUAAGUCUAGCUUUCUCCAGCUAAAGUUGUUUUGUCUCGAUAUUUUUUACCAACCAGUUGGAUUUUACUAAAACAAUUAUUCCUCUCUCCCGAAUGGGCUCUGAGUCAAUAGCUCAUUCGGGCUCGGGGAAUAAUUGUUAAAUACAUGCCUUGUGACAGGACCUCGCUUAGCCUCAUGAAAAAGCCACAGUUCAAAUUUUGAACUGGGUAUAUGUGAAAUCUAACUAUAUGUGCUUGUCUUUUAAAAUUUAUUCAAGGCAUCAGCUACUGAUGAGGCCAUUGCUCUUCUCCUUUUUGAAUGGGCUGUCAGCAAAUAUCGUGUUGGAAAAUACCGAGCUCUAGCAGUUGCUACGUUAUUACAAAGAAGGCAAGCAGAAAUUCUUGAAGAGGUAAGACGACAGAGAUCUACUAUCAGCAUAGAUGUUCUCCACACUGUCCUCCAUACAUUUCUUUGGUACUGAUAGGGAGAAUGUGUUAAAAUUAAAGAACUUUGCGUCCAAUUCUUUAGGCCAAAGUAAUCCCAAAUCUAAAUAUUAGUGUAAGAAUGAGUUCGUCUAUAUCAGAGAUUUUGAAGCCGUUUAAAAAACUCGCAGUUGUGUGUUGUCAGGUUAAAAAAACAAAAAUACACUCCACCUCGUUUUUUAAACGGUACUUAAAACACCCCCAUGAGCUUAUCGGCUUUCACAAUUUGUCGCAUAUUAUGAAAAGGAUUAUUUUUAUGUUAAAAAAAAUUGCUUGGUACUAAAGGAGACUUUUACAUUCCAACCCUUUUGAUUUCAUCAGAGAGAAAGUUCAAAUGAACAAGGCCAGGAGAGUACAUCAUCAAAUGUUGGAUCUGUUUCAGCGUGUACGGUGCCCUGUUUCCAAAAAGUUCUUAUGAAUUUCUUGGACAACUAUGCGCCUGUGGUUGGUGAGUUUACCUCUAUAUCUGCUUGUUUUAAUGUUUAUUAUGAUUCUUUUCAAAAUAUUUUGCCGUUUCUGGUUGGGCGUAAUCCCCCGGCUCUUAAAUUUUCUUGAUAAUCAGCGGGCGCUGCCUAUAAUUUUGAAGAUGCAAGCCAUAUGCCUUUGAUCCGAUGGUAUGAUCAUUAUCAUCAAGUGUCGUCGCGCCAGUAGGUGCAUAAGGCCAUACAAUGGUUUAUUGCCCCAAUAUACAAUCGCAAACCUCGUUUCCAGGCAUCUGCGCGGCAGCCAGCUGUUUUGGCAUGAAUUAACUCAAAAAAAGGGCAAAAGAGUUCGAGGCUAUCCGUAGACGAAGUAGCUGAAUUACUGACUAAAACAAAUGCAAGGCAGAUGUCAUCCACGUUUUAAGGAGUAUCUGCGGGGAAAACGCUCUCGAAUAAACACUAUAAGAAAAAAUGAUUUAUCGUUGUUCUUGUCGGUUAUCUGUAAGAAAUGUGAUUUGACAUAAACGCUGCCCUCUAUUAAACGUCGCAUCGAAAACGCCAAGAUUCUUAUUAACUCCGCGGUGUUUAAUCGACUAAAUGCGGUAUUUAUUCGCAGAUGGUGGUUACCAACACAACAAGACGCAUCCAAGCUUCGCACAGCUCACUCUUCUUUUUGGGGAACUGAUCAGAAAUGAAGUGUUUUCCCACAAUGCCUACAUGUGCACUCUGAUCUCAAGAGGAGACCUGCAACCCACUGCCGCUGUGUCCAUCCCAUCCCCACCCCGGAGCACCCUCCUGGAGCACCCUCCUGAAGCUGAACCUAUGGGUAUUGAAGAGUGUGUGCAGGAAGGAGAUGCGCAGGGGGGAAUAGACAUUCAUAGCCUGGUACGUUUGCUUUUGAAAAUGCAUCAGCUCAUAGGUGCACAACAGGCCAUUUCCCCAGCUGUCUUAAGCCUCUGUUUCAAACCGAGGCUAAGUGAAAAGCCAUUGAUUUGAAAAUGAUUGUUUUUAUUCUCACGCAAAUAAAGCUCAUUUUCACCAUAAAGGUUUUGCACUUAAUUUUAGCCUGUGUAGCAAGCGUUUCCGUGCGGUUUCGGAGCAAAGAACAAGGAACGAGAGUCAAAGACCGCAUGAAAAAUGGCGCGAGUAAAAGACCGGGGAAGGGGUGGGAAAGAAAGGUAAGGUUUCCUUCCUUCCCCUUCCCCUCUCCCGUCUUUCACUGUUUGGCUCUCGAUCCAUUUCUCGCACGGCCAAACCGAAAAUUCCGUUUACUACGUAGGCUAACUUAACCUCGUUUUGAAAGUGAGAGUUAGGAACUCGGAAAUGGCCAAUUCAUUGGACAGAAUUAACUAAUGGGACGUUUUUAUUGAUCAGCAAGAUCAAAAAAAUAGGAAUCCUAUUGGAUCGUUGUGCACCAUCAAGAAGUCCACAAAAAACAUAUAACAAAGUCUCACGGGCUUCAUGAUAACCAUUCCACCUUAUUGACUAUGAUCAGCCAAAGUAUUCUUUGUAUUUAACUCAGAUACAGUGAAGAGCUAAAUCUGCAAUAUACCACGCCUUGUGGCACCGUGUUCAUUACUUUGCCACCAAAAGUGACAAAUGAUAGUGCAGUUUCUAAUUGGUCGCGGAUGAAGACUCAUUUAUAAAGGAUUAGCCUCUACCUAUGGUAAAUAUAUUCACAAAUUCCAGUCAGAAGGAGACCUGUGCACAAAUGUGCCUUUCGUUUUAAGUCACGCACCUUCUCGCCGGUAUUUGCGAUUAUUUUACUUUAUGUCCAGGCUAACCAUUUUGUACCAUUUUAAUGAUCCACUUAUUAUAAGGUGAUGAGUUUGUGAGUGCACUUAUGAGCGAUGGCAGGCUCUAUGCAUUUUUUUGCAAUGUAGUUCAUCUCAUGAAAGAUAUUGUUUAUCGUGGUAUGUGCAAAAAGGGUUUCCUUUUAUCGUUCUGUCACGACGGUCAGUUAUUGAUCAUGACCGGUUUCGACCGCGUACUACAGGUCUUCAUCAGGCGAUAGUGUCGAUUUACUCAGUGGGACUAUUAGUACCACCGUGAUUGCUAGUGAUUGGUGUAUUAUGAACCAAUAAGUUGGUUUUCUUUUUGGCCUCAUAAUAAAUCCUUUUUUGACCAAGCUUGUUCGGUCAUGAUGGCUGGAUAUUGGCCUCGUUCUUGUUUGCGUUUUUAUAGACCGAGACGAACUUGCACAAUAUCCCUCCAUGGUAAAUGGCGCAUAUAUCAUAUGAAUGCCAUAUGCUGUGUAGUUGCAAGGCUUACAUUACUGAUAAUGGUCCUGUUAUUUUCUCAGUCUUGCCAUGAAGAUGACGGUCGUAAGGAUAGUAGCAGUGACAGUGAACAAAAGAUUACUCAGCAACUGCUGGACCAGGAACUUCUUGUUCAUCAAGAAAGACUUAUACAGCUACUAGAUCAGGGUGACAAUGAAAUCUUUAUGGACCACGAAGCUCCGAUAUUAACGGCUGAUCUGUCAGGUACAGAAAUGUUGUGUACGUAAGGGUCCACUGCAUUCACAUGUAUAAGGCGUUUUGUCGAUUUAUCCGAUUGGCUGGGAAAAGCGACGAGGUUGGUCCGGUUUAGUUCAUACCCCCGUGACUAAUCGCAACUCGUUUAUUUUUGUGUUCAUCCAGCUGUUGCAAAUGGCACCAAGCUAGACGGUGGCCUGAUGAAUCCAACUUCCUUGGCCAGCGUUGAUCAAAGAGACAAUUGGCCGAUGGAAUCCCCCUGCAACCUUCCAAAAAAGUCACAGCAUACCCAAUAUGCACAACAUUUCCCCAUCCCAUUUGAGAGCAUCACAGCACAUGAUAGCAGUCAGCGACUUGUUUUGCUGCAUGGUGUUGGCAAAGCAAGAACCAAAGCAAUAGCCACCUCAAAAGAAGUAACCAAAGCGUUGUGCGCGAUGCUGAAUGAGCUGGGAAGGCUGGACGACUCUGGGCUUGGUGCUGACGGUGCACAGAACAGUGAACAUGUUCAGUUGAAACGUGAGAGAGAUGAAAAAAGAGCAGUACUUUACAGGUGAAUGCCUAACAUGUACUUACGUAAAUGGGCUCUGUCACGUCAUUUUCUCCUUUUUCGAGGAGCUAAAAUGCGUCUUCACUUCAAGUGAAUUCAAAAAAUAAUGAUGUAAUUUUGUUUUUUGAGACUGUAGUUAGCUAUUGAAACUGUUUCCUGUUGUUGGUUGCCACGGAUGGCAAGGAUGGAUAUGGAUAGAAAUUUGAAAAAGUUGGGGCAACCUCUUCAAGGUUAAAUUCCAUGGCUGCAAAAAUCAACAAAAAAAGUGAUAAUUAAUGCUUCCUGAUAACACUUUUUUGGAUAUCUUCAUAACUCUAAAGGAACCAGAUCUUUUGUAAGGGUAAAGGCACUAAUAAGUAAUGACUUCAGCAAUGAAUUGAACUAAAUAUUACCUCGUGCAAGGCAUAGCCCCCCCGAGGGGGGGUGGGGGUACUCAACAAAUGUUUAUACGGGGAGGUUCCACCCCGAGGACCACCCCUUUGCCCUUUUAUCUACCAUUUUUUCACGAAAAAGGUACCCUUUUUGUAUAUCUUCUUUGCGAAAAAAAAAUUUCUGCAUCCCUUUUAAAUGCUAAAAAUGCCCUAUCCUGCAAAAAAGUACCCCUGCCUGAAAAAGGUACCCCUACCGGGCGGAGCUUCCCUUGUAUAUACUUCUAAUAUGGAAGAGACGGUGGACUCAGCCCGAGGCGGUAGGAGGGGGGAAUUCCUAGUACACCAGAGAGCUAAUUCAUCGCUGUGGGGAGAGGUGUAGGGCGUGAAAAGAAUUGUACCAAACCGAAAGACUAAGCUUCUCUUAUUCGAUAUUACUUUUCCAUGGUCAUCGCCUUCAGCUGUUUUCCGGAGCACUGGAUAAUGUUUUGCCAUCUUUGUAACACGAUCGCAUGAUGGUUUUAUCGGUCAGUUUACAGGUUUCUUUCUUUCUGAAAACCGUUGUAAGCCUUGAAGACUUUCUAGUAAAACAUAACAGCCACAAUUUUAAUUAAUCGCCCACUUUUUUCUUCUAUUUUGACAGCAAAUUCUCCAAUUUGACCUGCUUCGACCAGUACCUUGCUGUAGCAAAAUGUGCCAAUAUCGUGAAAGAUCAGAAAGCCAAACAACCCAGGACCUUUGGUUUAGUCUCGUUAGCUCCAACAGUCAACCAGGUGGAAUUCUUGUACGACUUGUAUGAACUUGCUGGUGAUGUACACGGCCUGCUGGACUUUGUGGCAUUUGUUCUUAUGCCAAGCGAAGAUGACAUUUUAACCACUCAAGUCGCGCUUGUUAAAUCAGUGGUUGGGACCUUACCAACCAAAUCCACCAUUGUGGUGGCAAUGCUGCGGAAAUAUCACGGUAGCUUGAUGCUGCUUCCAGAACACACUACCAGGAUAUUCAGAGGGUAAGUUAGUCCACUUUCCAUUUGUCAGAACUGGCCGGCCGGACCAUUGCCGGACCAGUCAGUUAGCAAGUGAAAUCGACUUUUUCCGAAGGAUUUUUACUGAAAACCAUCUCCUUCGUGCAUACUAUUUAGGAUUUGACGAGCUUGGCUGGGAAAGGCUAGAAUAUGUAAGACUUAAACAGUUGGCUUUGACAAUGUAUGAAAUCCAUAAUGAUCUUUCCCCGUCGUAUCUGAGGCGGAUCUUUGCCAACACCUCAAAUGUACACUCACACAAUCAUAGAAAUUCUGAGUUAAAUUAUUAUGUCCCCAGACCCAGAACUGAGUCUGCAAAAGAGAGCCUGUACUACAGAGGAUCUGUUCUGUGGAACAAGAUUCGCUCAGAGAUUAGAAACCUGCCCACCGUAGUUUAAAUGUUUUAAAACUUCAUUUCAUGGGAAAGAUUGUCUUAAUACACCAUGACUCAUUGCAACUAAAUAAAGUUUUUGUAUUUUUAACUUUAUAGUCAAGUAGUUCCUUAGAGUACUUUAGUUUAAUUUUCCACACGAUUCCUAGGAAGACCAUGUAAAAAUGAUACGAUUUCAUGUAUAAAUAAAGAUUGAUGAUGAUGAUGAUGAUGAUGAUUAUAAAAGUGAAAUUCAUUACGACGGGAAUGGUCUGGCAGGUCAGUUCUAACAAAUGGAAAGCGUCCUGAGAAAACAGCCGACAAUUCGGGAAGUCGCGAUUAGUUUUUCCACGAAAUGACGUCUGAGGGAACGUGGGUAGAAAAUUAUUCCAUACUGAUGACGUACCACUACCCAGGUCCAGAUGACCUGCGAGCAAGUUCUCUGCCUCUCACCUCUUCCACACUGCAUGAGACUUGCUGAUGCUGAAAGCAUUUAAAUAAAUGUGUGAAGAAAAUGGUUGUGAGGGAAGGGUUGUGUCCAUUAUCAGGAUCAAUUUGUGAAAUUGUUAAUGAAUGCCGGGAUCGAACCCCCUGACGUCACGCUUUACAGGCUUAAGUCCUAUUACCUGAGCUUAUCUUGAAGUUACUAAAGAACAACAAUAACAUUAUUUUCCUUACAGUCUCCUUGCAGCAGUGGAAAAUAUUGCUUAUCCUGGCAUCUGUUCUUCGUCGGAGAGAUGCAUCCUGGCACUGUUGUUUGACUUGUAUUCAACUUGUGGUCACCUCAGAGUAAGAUUGAUGUGAUGAACUUAAAGGUGAUGUUACACGAGACGAUUCGCAACGACGCUUUUGAGCGCAACACAGCGUACCAAUGUUGGAACAAUGUUGUAACCAUUCGAAACAAUGUUGUAAUGCUGUGUUGCGCUAAAAAUCGACGUUGCGAAUCGUCCCGUGUAACAUCACCUUAAAGGGACUUUGUCGUGACUGUCCAAUUUAUUUUGCCAAUGAUGCCAAUUACGCGUCCUUGUUAGCUAUGAAACGACUGUGAAUGACUAAAUCACUGCCUCAUGUCAAACAAAUAUGUCUCCCUAGCGUUAUAUCAAACGUUAUAAACAACAAAAAUGGAGUUGGAAAAUUUGUUAGGCUAACAAAUGAAAAAAAAAAAGAAAAGAAAAACAGAGGACACAAUAUUACAAUCUGUUUCAAUUUUCACGUUUCUCCAUCAUUGCCUCCAUUUGUAUUUGCUGUGUUUUUUAUACCUUAUUUUAAUGUUUUGAGAAGUUAUUUUUGUUUGACUCAAUUUGCUUGCAGUUCCCGCUCUUUUAAUUUUGAUCAAUUGCCCGCAUGACGCAGCUUUUUUAAAUUCAGUCUUGUUUUGACGUUGUUGAGAAUUGCAGGGCGCUGAAGUAGCGGAACCUCAUCGAACGGUUUUUUUUUCCAUCUUCCUGGCCCAAACGUUAGAUUAGUAAUUUCCUUAUUCUACAACCCAUGAAGGGUGCGUGUAGAAACGUCCUAUUGAGGUUUCGUAAAUUUCCGAAUGCGCGUGAAACUUACAAAAAUUUCACUUGUGCGAAAUAUCCAGAUAUCUUCAGCACAGAUUGCCCUAAAAUCAAAAAGGCUUUCUCUCCACACUCAGUACUCAGGAGCUUGAGCAAAGACGACGACGAUGGCAGUGAAAACGUCUCUUAAAAACAUGAAUUUGCCUCCUUUCAAACUGUAUCGCGCCUAUUUGCACCCGCUCAAUUUGUCAAAUGUAGGCGAUUCCUCCUGGAGUUGAAUUCUUAAGGACUUUGUCCAGGUUCAAAAAGAGACAGGAAAAUUUGUCGUCGUGUGUUCACGUCCUUCAUAAAACGUCGCAUUAGGAGGUUUCACGUCAUAGUCGUGCAGUGGACGUCAAAGAAAUGUACUAAAAAGCGUGAUGCACGUGCAGAGCUUUUGUUUUGCUCAUAAAACCAAUUGUUUUUUGACGUUGUCGUUGUCGUCAAAGUUAUUUAAGCUCCCUAUUAUUUACUCUUACGUAAUACUUUAUAAUUUGCUCUUUAUUUAGAUGAAAUAUGCAGACAUCUUCAGUACGGCCUACACCAAGAUCAAACAAGCUGUGUGUUCAAGCACCACACCAUCAGCUUGUACAGAACCUUAUGACUCGAAGUUUAUGGCAGAAUAUUUCCAGAAUCCAAGGUCAGAAACUGCUCCCUUUUUCAGUUAAUGUUAUAGUCUGAGAAAACAGCUGACAUUUCGCUGACAUUUUCCCGCGAAAUGGCGAGCAUUCCAUACUAUUGGGUUUUGCCGUGACGUCACGGCGGCGAAAACAAAAGUUUCUGAACUAAACUCUGACGAGAACGCAUGAAAAUUCCAUACCGAGUCCCAGGUUGAACCCACGUGUCACCAUAGCUGGAGACUCUAUGGGGCCUGUUUCGACUGGAACCGCAUCACGCGGCUACACAGCCAAGCAAUGGUUGAAGAACUCACUAACAGCAUCGCGCUGUCACCUUAAAGCAUAUCCAAGAUGCGGCCAACCAACCUCAAAGUACAACAACAACAUGAUAUUAAUUUGAGGAGGACUCGGAAAAAAAAAAAAUCCGAGUCCCAGGUGGGAUUUGAACCCACGACCCUCCGUGAUCUAGUCGGAUGCUCUAACCACUUGAGCUACUGGAGACUCUAUGGUGAGCAAGGUGAUGUGGGUCUCGACUGGAACAUCACGCGGCUACACAGCCAAGCAAUGACUGGCACACAAGAAGUGAAGAACUCACUAACAGCAUCGCGCUGUCACCUUAAAGCAUAUCCAAGAUGCGGCCAACCAACCUCCAAAGUGAGUAUAUUAAAGAUGAAACAACAACAACAUGAUAUUAAUUUGAGGAGGACUCGGAAAAAAAAAAUCCGAGUCCCAGGUGGGAUUUGAACCCACGACCCUCCGUGAUCUAGUCGGAUGCUCUAACCACUUGAGCUACUGGAGACUCUAUGGUGAGCAAGGGCCAAUUUGUGGGUCUCGACUGGAACCGCAUCACGCGGCUACACAGCCAAGCAAUGACUGGCACACAAGAAGUGAAGAACUCACUAACAGCAUCGCGCUGUCACCUUAAAGCAUAUCCAAGAUGCGGCCAACCAACCUCCAAAGUGAGUAUAUUAAAGAUGAAACAACAACAACAUGAUAUUAAUUUGAGGAGGACUCGGAAAAAAAAAAUCCGAGUCCCAGGUGGGAUUUGAACCCACGACCCUCCGUGAUCUAGUCGGAUGCUCUAACCACUUGAGCUACUGGAGACUCUAUGGUGAGCAAGGGCCAAUUUGUGGGUAAAGGGUAAAUUCUUCGAGGAAAUAUUAUUUUGUUUUGACCCCCAACAUGGCCGCCUUGUCACGUGGUUGCAAACCAAGAAUUGACGUGUCACCAUACUGGAGUGGGGCCUGUUUACAAAAAGAGAUGGUUACCCUUGUGCUAGGGUUACCCUAGUAAGUGGGUUAAAGAUAGCCCGGGUUUACAAGCCGUGAUUUCACAGAAACGUCACCCUAUCACCCGGGUCAACUUUACCAGCUUUACUGACGUGUUUUGUCAAGCAAACUUGAAGCUCUCUAUGGCGAACACCUUAAAUUCACAAUAAAACGGAAAAAUAUUAUCAUCGUAUACAGAAAAUAGUUACUAUUGUUCAGAUGUUUAUAAUUUGGCUCAGAAAUUGGAUAACUCCAUUCAAGUUGUCAAGAUUACUGUCUCUCAUGACGGAGGAAAGUUUCCACGGGUAGGCGAGCUAUCCCUAGCGGAGCGUUUACAAGGCAGGUAGGGUAACCCUCUUGCUAGGGUAACCUUUACAUCCCGGUAGGGUUACCCUAGUGCUAGGAUAACCCUACCUGCCUUGUAAACACGUGUCGUAAAAAAGAAGAAAUAUGGGAGUGCUAUGGUAACCCUCUUGCAAGUGUAACCCUAGCACCAGGGUUUCCCUCCCUCCUUGUAAACAGGGCCUUACAGGGUAUCUAGCAUCAGUUUCCAUGAUUUCACAAAUCUGAUGUUACGUUUCAGAACCAAGCGGCUUGACGGCAUCUGGGAAUACCUCCAUAACCAUGAAAAACCCUCUGAUGUGUACAGCUUUGUGUGCAACGCCAUGAUGAAUGUGUGUAACUGUCAAAGUAGUGAAAGGUGAGUUUGUAGAAAAAGUAUAUCCAGUGCACAGGAUCCCCAUCAGCUUCUCUGAUGACUUCUACGUUUGUGGCUCUCAAGAAUGCUAACUUAGGAGAGGAAAGAUGCAUUUAGUUUGAAUAAAAUUUUUUUGUUGUUGUUUUCACAAUGGUACAGAUUUUUUACUUUCUUUUUAUUAUUGUAUCAUCUGCAGGUUGUAUGACAUUGGUGUGUUGUGCGCCGAAGUUACAGCGCACCAUGGUAGGCUCAGUUCUGAAUGGCUUGGAGUCCUAAGAGCUCUGUGCUGCUCAUCGAACAGUUCAUCUGGUUUUGUUGACUUGCUCUUGGAAGUAGAUGUGAGUAAACUCACCAGAACCUGAGUGGUAACCGAUAAUUUUGCCAUAAUGUUAAGUAAUUUUGACAGUUUUGGAAAUCUCCCUUCUAACUGGAUGUAAUGAAGCUGCAUUUUUUUUAUUUUGGCGCAUGUACAGUAAUCAAAAUUUGGACGAAUCUAUUUCGAUCCUUCUUUCUUUCUCUCUUGCUUACCGUUUCCUUUGUUUUCUAUAUCUAGUUUUGUUGCACUUACUCUUCUUAAUCGUAUUUCUUUAUGUCGGCUGGCUAACUGUUCGUUCUCCAGGCAGUUAGGGUCAUCGCCGGUGUAAUAUAAUUUAUUCGUUUUCUUUGUUUUAUGGACUAUUGUCAGGGUUGGGUUCAUUGUUAAGGAUGUGUUGUUUUCUUUGUUUUACGUCAGCUGUGAGUACUAAAUUAUAUAACACUAUUACACCGGAGAUGAGCCGGAAAUUGGGAAAUUUAUCUGGAAUGAGUCUUAGGUGAAUAUCGAAAUUGGUAGUGGAUUUUGUCCUCAGAUACAUAAUCUGCGUCGUUCCAUACUGACCUAAAAUGACCCGAUCCGUUGCCAAGGGGUUAAAGCGAUUACCUAGUGACAAAGCGUUGUUUCACCCACCACAGGUAGGAGAUUUAUCAAUCCAUGAGUCAGUAGCUACAUUUACAGCCCUGCUUAUUGCCAGAAGUUGCUUCUCACUAGAGGACGUGAUCUACCACGUGGCUUUACCAUCUCUUUUAGCUGCUCUACCCUCUGGUAAGUUAGAAGACACUCUGCUUGCUCCCAAUUUUCCUUGAUGACUUGACGAAUAGUAGAAGUACAAACGAAUGCUGGCUGCAUACGUGUCGCGCAUGCGUAAUAGCUCCUCUGGUCGCCCGGAAAUAAUUGCCGUGGGUGAGUGGGUGAGAGAGUGAAAGGAAGGGGGACGUAAGAUAGUGAUGGGGUAAGGGAGAUGAUAGGCGUAAGGGAGACAGGAGGCCAAGUAAUGAGGGGAAAAUGCCAUAAGAAAGGAGAUCGGGGUGUGGUAAGAGACCAGAAACUCAUAAGGGGUUGAAACGUGUAACUCGCGUUCAAUGCUCGUGAAUAUUCAUUUUGACCAUAUUUGGAAACCUUAGUGACGGAUAUCCAUUUUCAACAAAAUGGCUGUUGCGCGAUCUCCAUGCAGAUGUUUUAAGACAAGAGUUCUGCAUUUCACGGUUAAAAAUACACCGUUAAAAGACAAAAAAUGGAAAGAGAAAGUUCAAAAGAAUUCUCAGUUUUCUUUUUGUGGAGAAAGGGAAGCUUUUCAUCUAGAAAUCGUCCUUCGAGGAAUUCAACCUUGUUUUCUUCACGGCGGAGCCCAUGGUCUGUUUUGAAAUGCAACCAAGUCAGCGAAGUUUUUGCUGAAUUUUCAGGUACAUUUUGCACUCUAUGGCCAAGACAAGUACGUUUGUGAAAGGGAAUUUAUGUAUUUUUAAAUGUUUCAUAGACGUUUUAUAAAUUUUUCUCUUCGGCGCUAAGGAAAAAUUACAAAAUGUGCCCUGAUUUGAGAUGGACUUUGUGUUGAAUUUUGCCGUGUGCUUAGCCCAUUUCACUUGAGUGAACGGAUCCACGAUCCAGAUAGUGUUUUCCGGAUUGCUUUAGAGGAUUAACUUUUCGCUGAAUAAAAAUUUUCAAGAAACGGCUUCUCUGUAUAUUGUUUUGAGUUUGUUCAUUUAUAAAAUUAGCUCAAAACACGAUCGUGACUACAACAUCUAAGUUUAAUUUAAGCUUUUACAGCCGUAAAAUGCUUCCCACAUUCAUUACAAGCAUCACUUUUUGCGAAGAUGUCAUGUUCAGGUUUUUGCACACUUUUCGAUGCGUAGCUAAUGAGUUUUAUUCGAAAAUAUUUUUCACUGUUUAUUCUAGACUUUUAACAUGAGAAUUUUAAAAGCCUAUUUGCAGUAUAAGUUUACUGUGCAGAUGGUCAACGAGGCAUCGUUUUUUGAAGUGACAACUUCAAGAAGUUGCGAGGCCGUCAAUGGGUUUCGUAAUGUUACGUUUGGCCCAGGUGGUAAGGCAAUAAUAUCCUGCUCAGUGUUUCGGUAAUAUUCCUGGUUUCAACCUUUGAAAGCUUUCUCGGCUUUCGGGAGUUUUUCCCCCGUUUGUCGGCCAUUUUUUUAAGCGGGCGCGGGAACCUGAAGGAAAAUUACGUCACGUUGUUUACGAAGUUUGAUUGGUCAGUUAUCUCUCCUUCUCGUUCCAAAUGUGGUACUUUCGAAAAUGAAUAAUCACGAGCAUCGGACAAAGCAAACAUAUGAGAGUUACACGUUUCAACCCCUUAUCGGUUUCUGAAGAGACUUAAACACUCUUCACCUUCACGUUUGGGUUUCUAGGAAACUGCCCACCUACCGCCCCCCUUACCCAACAUUUUGCCUUAUAAAGUGAGAAAUAGGAGUAAACGUUCAGGUAGGGGAGGGGUAGGUGGGCAUUUUCCCCAGAAACCUAGAUUGAUCCGGGAUUUUAACUGUUUGGGAUUGCAGGAGGUGCUGAGAACCAAGAUGCCGAACAAGGAGCAAGACUAACAUGCCACAUACUGCUGCGACUUCUUGACGAGUCUACAGACCACAUGUCACACGACCAUUCUUCUGCUCUCAAAUUUCCAUUUCCUUUUCCUUUUUCCUUUUCAUCUCCUGACCAUCACCUACUGGCCGCCGCACACGAAACCAUUGGGAUUGGUGCUGUUUUGGCAGUAUUCAAAGCCAUGCUUAAACUCUCUGAAGCAGGUUUGUUGUAUUAUACAUCAAGCUUUAUCUCUCUCUCUCCAAGUUGGCCUCGUAAUGAAGGAAAUGUGUGGCGUACGCUACACAGGCAAAUCAAACUCCCUUACAACAGGUUUUCUACCUUGUUUUCCAGACAGAGCAAGUGAUGGUGGCUCAACAAGUGCUAGCGACUCCACUCGUGAUGAUGCAUUCCGCGGGCUGUUUUCCAACAGGUUGGAUGACUUCAUGGAUAGCACUUCCAGUACCGGAGACAUCUUUCCUCCACCUCUGGCCUCAAGCAGAUCAGGUUGGCCACAAAAAAGCUUUUCCUUUUACUAGCACUUGUUUUUUUGUUUUCUUUCCUUUAAUGCUACUUUUUCUCUCCCACUCAUCCAAACCAGCUUUUCUUCCCGUUCUUUUCUUUCUCUAGGUAUACCGUAAAUUGCAGCUUAUUUUAUCCCUGGGUUUAUACUUAUUCGUAAGGGGUUCUUCGGAGGGCCGGGGCUUAUAACCGGAAUCGAACCAGUGCUUCAAAACAAGUGCUGAUUAAAAUACGUUUUGAUCAUAGCGCGGCAGGAUUAGCUCAGUCGAUAUAGCGCUUGACUGCGGAGCGGGAGGUAGCGGGUUCGAGUACUGGGGCCGGACCAACACUCCGGGUCUUAAAAUAGCUGAGAAAUGAAGGUACUGCCUUUGCACUGCAAGCGGCUAGACCUUCGCGUGGCGCGGAUGACCUUUUUCGUCGGCGCUGGUCCUUCAUCCACCCCCGUCUCCUCUCCCCUCGCUUCUUUCUACUCUAUUGAAACCCUUCUUAUCUUCCUUGAUCUUCCCUCCUUCCAAACCUCUCUUCCCGACCUCUUUGUCCUCCCUCCCCUCGUCUUUACAGUACACCUGCCUCCCUUUUCCUUACAUCGGUCAAGGCAGGUAUAGAGAACUCUUUAUCCCCAUAAAAAUGGAUUCUCGUAAUUUUAACGUCGUGGGUUGAUGUUUAAUUAAACUGCGUUCUAUGCAAUUUUCAAUUUGGCCAGCUCUGGUUUAAUACAUUCUUCAACGCGAAUAGUUUGAAAAGGGCAAAACAUAACAAAGACAAAACAUUAUUUACUUAAAAUAAUCCCCAUGUAAAAAUUGCGGUCACUUUGCUGAGCUUGUUUGUAAUGCAUAAGAAAUACCAGCGAGGUUAAUUCAAAGUUGAUGUGUGGAUUUUUACAGCUAUGGAGACUUCCAACGCGAGUCAAUUUGCUGGAUUUGCUUUGCAAGUGAUCUGCAGACAGGAAUGGGUGAGGGAGAGGUGUCUUCAAGAUCCACAAGUUCUCUGUUCACCUGAACUACUGCUGGAUCCGGCGAUUUCUCCAAAUCAGGUGAGUGUACAUUUUGCAAUGGAAGGGGUUCGUGAUUAAGGCAUUAAAAAUCACGUUCAUUUAGGGGAACGCUUUCUAUUCGUUUCCUGAGCGAAUGCCAAUUCAAAAAGAUGGCUUCGCGUAGUAAUCUAUUGAACAACAUUCAUAUUCAUCCUCAGUUGUUUUAAGGUAUGAGAAAAUGAUUGAUCAGGGCACUAAGCCAGGCUGGGACAGCUUGGCUUAGGGAUAGUUACUAACGCCCACGCGACUCUCUGGGUGGAAGGGUGAGCCGUUCACCCGUGCGUGGCCCCUUUAAUAGCUGAGAAAGAAUGGAUGAUUUCCACUAUUGAUCAUAAGGAGUUAUGUAAUCGCACGUGAAACUGUUUGACUAGCCACAUUCAACCUGUUAAUUGGGUGUCUUUCAACUUCGAAUAUCAUUAUGAGUGAAUAGUGUUCCUGUACUCAAAGACAAAACCAAAAGACCAAAUGGCUAACAGUGAAUUUGUCUAUUAGGCCAGAAAAUUGCUGCAUCUCAUCUGCUAUCCAGCUGGUGUCCCAUCAUCCAUUGGUGGCCUUGUUGCUAACAGCAACGACAUGGAAACAGUGCAUGAAGCCGCAAGCAGAAUAUUGCAGGUCAGUGGUGUUUUAUAUACCUAGCCUGUAAGAAUGAUCUCGACUCGAGCAAGGUGGUAAAAGGGCCGGAACGAUUGUAAAUUGUAAAUUGUAAUUUGUUUACCCAAGAAGCUCUUAGGAGUUCUUAUGAACUCGUUUAAACGUGUCCGUACGUUCCAGAUCGAAUUGGAAUUUGGACUGAAGUGUUGGUUUUUCAGGAGUGGGGAAAACCGGAGUACCCGAUGAAAAACCUAUUGGAGCAAGGGAGAGAACCAACAACAAACUCUGACCCACAUAAGGCGUCGACGCCGAGAUUUGAACCUCGGCCACAUUGUUGGGAGGCGAGUGCUCUCACCCACUCUCACCACGCAACCCUUGCUCGCCAGGGAGGGGUGAGGGAAAAAAUAAAGCUUUCAAUCAAAUUCUACAAUGGUAGACAUACAAAUGUGGCAUGCUGGCAAGGUUUCAAAGAGCCGCAAUGUUAGAAUAUACAUUUUUCUCAUGUAUUGACCAGGCUUAAAAUCCACCAUCACAUUUCUGUCAUUGAGCAUAAACACAUGGUAUAAACAUUCCAUUGCUUAGCAGUAUGCAGGAUUUUUGACACAGGAACCUAGCUUAGUGGCCUUAGAUCGUACGAAUAUCCUCUCGUAAUCAGACUAGCAAUGAGAAGGUCAGGUUCGACUCCUAUUUGAAGUACUCGGAUUUUUUCUUCCGAGCCACCUGGGUCACUGACUGAUUAAACAUCCUUCUUAUAUAUUCACUAGGCUUAAAAUUCACCAUUACAUUUCUAUCAAAUGUGAUGUCGUUUCAUUUUAAAUUUUCAGUCAGAACUUACCAUGUUUUCAAGAUAAGAAGUCUUAUUCUUGUAGUACAGGAAAUUUAAUUGGUACUUGACUAAAAUAUGCUUCUUUUUCUUUGUUUCGCCCCUAUCCUGUUCUCAGUCCCCUUAAGUUAAACUAGCUCACUCCUUUUAAAUCUUCAAAGCGAUGACAAGUUUUUUGUCCAACAGAAUCUGGAUCAGUGGUCGUUACGAAAAUCAUGGUUAGAGUUGCAACUCAUGAUCAAGCAGGCUUCUAAAGAGGUACCAAGGUUCUUCUCAUUUGCAUACCAGGGGGCUUUGUUAUGCUAUUUGCCAUCUUUUUAAAAGGCUAAAAGCUUUUGGUCGAGUUUUGUUAUUUAAGACUUUAUUGAGGCUCUAUUUAGACUUUAUUUUGUUAUUUAAGACUUUAUUAAGACAUUAUUUAGGCUUUGAAACUGUUUCACGAGUCCUGUUAUCUUUUGCAACGGCAAGGAUGGACAAGGAUUUGAAAAAGUUGCGCCCAUAUUUUUCAAGUGCCAGUGGUUUACCUGUAGUAAUCACACACAAAAACAAUCAUUAUGGUUAGUGCUCCCUGAUAACAUUUACGUGAUAUUUUCCUUAGAGCUCUACAGUAACAGGAGCAUUUAGUGUAAGGGUAGAGUUAAGUAGUAAUGACUUCAGCACAGAAUUGACCUAAAACGGCAAUAUCCCCCUGACGUUAGUUUGAUUUUGGUCUCUUGCGUGAUACACUACAUAACGAAAUUGCUUUGUGGUGUGGCCAUAAUUCUCAAGAAACAUUUUCAUUCUAGGAAACUGGACCUCUUUUGGAUGCCAUCGCCACCAGCGCCAUGAAUGUCUUUGUUCAGCGGCAUGACACCACGCCCUUAGCAACAGCACAUAGCAACCAAAAGUCUGUAGUGAUCAAGGGUCCAGAGUGGCUUGUUGCUCCUUUGAUCUCCAAACUUUCCAACUCGGUACAAGGCCGACUCCUGAAGGCCGCAGGUGAAGUACUGGACACGAAACAGUGGUGGAAGGAUCAUUCUGUAAAGUCAUCCGUGUAAGGAACAUUUUAAGAAACUAAUGUCAUGAUUAUGUGUUAGGCUUUUAAUAGUAAAGGAGAGAUUUCGAGCAUUCUACAGUGGAUGGAAAAUACAGUCGAUCCCGUUAUAUUAAUACGGACAUUGAGAGGCCCACACAAAAGUGUCCGUUUUAACGGGGUGUCCGUAUAAUGCGGGUUGAAUUUUGAGUGGUCUGAAAUGUCAUACGACUCCACCCCCUAACCGGGGGGGGGGCGGGGAGAGACUCCCCCGCGCCCCCCACAGGUUAUGGGGUGGAGACAUAUGACAUUUCAGACCAAAUGUAGAGAAAAUGUAGGGGCUUUCUUUCCCCAGGGACAAAGCAAACUGUCCGUAAUAAUGAGGUGUCCGUAUUAAGUGGGUGUCCCUUAAGUGGGGCGUGACUGUACGCAUGUUAGCCGUAGAAUGGAUGUUUGCUUAUGCCGAAGGCACAAGGUUUCGCUUUGUUCGUCAAACAUGAAAUGGGUUAAGUAACUAGCGCAAACACGGUCCUUGUAUUUCAUGUUUGUCGUUUUUCUCAUCGAUAAAAAAAUAUUUUUACAUGCAUUUGUAGUGGUCUAGUUUUUUUCACAGUUAUUUGGCGAAAUAUUUGUCGCGAGUCAGAGUGCACGUGUAAGUUUGUGGCGAAUUCGGCGAGAUUUAGUUGUGUGUUUUUGCUACCAUUUCAAAUUCGAAAAUUUGAUUUACCUCUUUGAUUCUGUUUGAGACAUUUUCAGUGGUUAUUGCGUUAGUAUGAUGCAAGGUUAGCAUUUAAAACACUGAAAUAAGACUUGUUUGAUUUCUUCCAAAAUGAAACUGUCUGAGGGAUUCUUUCUCCUGCCCAGCCUAGCUAGCCAAUAAAAGAAGACUGCGCUUCCCUCAAAAUAGCCCCAUAGUACAAUUCGAUGUUACACCGAUCCAGCCGUAGGUUCAUCUUCAAAAUGGUCAAUUGCACCUUUUAUUCAUAGUAAGUUGGUAGAGGAGACUGGUUUUGAAAGGCGGCAAACAUCAAAGAUAAAAACAAUAGGGCCGUAGUUUAUGUUAGAAGCUGCCUGACGGAAAAUGGUAGGAAUGCUUUUGAACGUUUUCCACCAUCAUAUCAAAAGAGUCUGACUGGGCUUCUUAAACUUUACAAACUAUAUUCUAUUUUAACCGCUUUGUGUCUGUAGCCCCACCCUGGUUCAUACCCAGCCAUUCCUGUCGCUCGUGUUAGCUUGUCUCAAGGGACAAGAAGAUCAGAGAGAGGCCUUACUUUCCUCCAUUCAACGUCAGCUAGGUCAACUACUGGCUGCUCCUGCUGAGGUUUGUCAUUGACUUUAUUUUGGUUAGUGAUAUUGCUCAGUAGCUUCCGUUUACAUGGUUACAUUCAAGAGUAUCAUUGUUUCAUUCUUGGACUCAAAAGUUAGAACCACCCUGUACAGCAUAAUAAUCAGUAUUACAGGAAAUUGCUGUUCAGUAGCUUUCAUUUAAAUGGUCACACUUAAUCAUUUCAUCCACAGACUCAAAAGUAUAACCACCCUGUACAGUAUAAUAAACAGUACCACGAAAAAGCACUGUUCAAUAGCUUUCAUUUGAAUGGUCACACUUAAACAUUUCAUCCACAGACUCAAAAGUUAGAACCACCUUGUACACCAAAUAAACAGCAAAUCAGUACGUGUACAGUACUGGUAUCCGGUCGCCUCCCCACCAAACCAUCUCGCCACUAAGAAAUAUAUAUGUUUUAAUUCUUAAUUUAAGGAGGUAAGGUUUAAGUGACAAUAUUGACCAACUUUCAAAAGAGAGGCUGUUGGAUUUUAAACGAAUCGCACCUCUCGAGGGAUACAAGUAAGCCGUAUUAAGGUAUUAAGAAGUCGCAGUUGUUUGCAAAAAUAAAACUAAAGAUGAGAAGUUCGACGCAAGGUGUCCGUUAAAAUCGAUAAACUUAUAUGUGGGCUUGAGGAAGAAGUAACAAUCCCAGGUGAGUAAAAAGUGUGAAUUGCAGAGUUAUUAUGUGUUAGCGAGUAGAUUUCUUGGUGGCGAGAUGACCGUAAGCCACAGGUAUUGCCUUAGUAUCUUAAGGAUUUCAUUCACAGGCUUCAAAGUUAGGACCACGCCUUGAACAACGUUGAGAGGAGUAGGGAACAUUAGAGACUUUUAGAUUCAAUUUGCUUCAUAGAAUGGUGUAUUUUUUAAAUUCGUGCUUACAGGAGAGGUGCCCUACGGAUUUGAAAAGCAAAGAAGUUCUCCAAGAAGCUUUACAUUUGCGAAUCAGCCUGGUUAGUUUUCCCUCUAUACUUACACGUGUCUGAGUUUUUUAAGAAGGUUAAAUUGAAGAGGAGAGAGUUUUUUGUUUUGUUUUGAUUUGUUUGUUUGUUUGUUUUUUCGGAUCACGAUGACGAUGUUUUUUUUUUCGGAUGACGACGGGUGAUGAUUUUUUUUUUCUAGUUGGGUGCUAUGUUUGACACCAUUCAACGCAGCAGUCAGAUGUCAAGUGACUGGGCCAUAUUACUAUUCCAGCUCGUCAGCUCUGGGACAAUCACUGCCGACUCGCUUCCUACCAAAAAGUAAGCUUUUACCUAGUAUUAUUAAACAAUACAAGGGUUUACUCAUGCCAAUUGGAACAAGCAAACUACAGAUAUUACUGUGGUAUACUAGCCUAUCCUUUAUCUAUACGAUGAAACUGAAGUAACAAUGACAAUAACGAGGUGAUUUUUUAAUACGUUACUCAACAAAAAACAUAUGUCACACCAUUCGGAAAAGAUUGUGCCCAUUUGGACAAGGUACAGAGAUAAACAUAUACCCUGAAAACGUGGAAACGUCGUUGCUUCUCAAUUUAUAUAUAUAUUUUUCAUGAUCAAAUGUCUAUUCUAAACCAAGUGAAUUGCAAAACCUUCUUUAGAACCCUCUCUAUCCAUCGCAGGGUUUGUGAAUUAGGUACGGUCGAUUGCCAGCCGAAACCGAUUCAAGAUCGAACUCGAUGGAGCGACACAAAUCGAGUCUAAAAAUUUGGCAGUCUGCUUCGCGGCUAUUUGAAGAUUGUUCUUUGGUCUGGGCUAACAAGAUAUACUAAUAGUAAUCAUAGAUUACUUAAAAGGGGUCGAGGUUCCAAUUCCUGCGUUUUAUCACAUAGUUUUGCGGCAAGGAAAACCUUUAUUAUUUGUGAUAUCACAUAUUUUAAACUUUAAAUUAGGCAAGUAGCUUGCGUGAAAACGAAGUUAAUUUAUAAGACAGCGAAAAUGGUCGAUUCACAGGAACCCCUUUGGAAACUUAAUCAAGGACGAGGUCUGUUGGCAGUAAUUACGUGUAAAGACCUCUUGUUUUUUUCUUCUUUAAGGGAAUUAUUGACGAACGUGCUGGACAUGGUAUCAGUUUUGAUCAGCGUCGUUUCCAAUACAGACUCAGUUCACGGUCAGUCUGCUGAUGAAAGCCGUAAAGCUGCUUUUGCACUUUUCAAGAAACUCAAGGUAUGCUUGUUUUUAGCAGCAAUAAUAAUCCGAUCAAAUGAAGAAUGAUCCUCGCAGUUGUGAAGCCUGACAAAAAAAAUUCAGGACUUCAACGGGAUGAUGUUGGGAGUCCGUUGAAGUCCUGAUUUCUUUUUCAGACUUCUUACGCAACUGCAUAAAUUGCGCUCACAACUGCGAGUAUGUAAGUCUCCUUGGAAUCGCUACUAACAGAGAAUCUUCUUCUUCUUCUUCUUCUUCUUCUUGAAUGCAUGUCAGUUUUAUGGAGUUUCGUACAAUUAUGAGAGUUUUGGUCUUCCAACAUUAAAUAGACGCCCUUGACGUGUUUCAGAGACGUGUUUCAUCUGCGGUGUGGAUGGAUAUAGGUUACAAAUAUUCAAAUUUUUAUAUUAUCGUUUUCAGCGAGAGUUUGCUGGCAAAAACCCUGGUGACAUAAUGCAGCAAAGUAAACAACUUCUUCCUCUCCCCUCCCUCUCACACGGUGUGCUUACAGUCUCGGCUGUCAAAGAGACACCUUCCACCUCUGCACAGGUCGGAGACAAAACCCCAUCAGGGGGAGGGACAAGUUGCCAGGUAUCGUUUUUAGCUUGUUUGCUGUUAUGAUUGAAAGUGAUGUUAAUAACUUGAUUGAUGUUUUUGAACUAAAGGUGAGAGAUUGGUGGUGAUUUCUCAACGAAUUUGGGUGGAAAUUUCCGUUUCGUCUGUUUUUUAGUUUAUUUUAUAUUAUUGUCAUUUUUUUAUCUGUUUUUUCUGCCUGCGGCCCUGAAUGGGGCAACAAAACAACAGUGGGGUAACAAAAAUUGUUAUGUAUUGAAACGUAAUUGGUCUGCGCUGUUGUUUUCGUCUCCGUAGGGUCUCCAGAUCACUGGCAAACAAAGAAUCAGUGCUUGGGAACUCAUGGAGGGUCACAAAAACCCGUCACCCCUGUCAUGGGCGUGGUUCGGUGCAGUCCGAAUUGAACGCAAGCCAUUGAGAUAUGAACAAGACUUUCGAAGGUUACUGCACCACACGCAUCCAAGGCGGCGCCCUCUUAGCUACUUUCUUAAUCCUGCGCCGGACAAAGAAGAUGAGCAGGAUGAAGAAGAGGAUAGACAUGAGACGGAAGGUGCAACAGGAGAGCGAUCCAGUCAACCAUCAACUCCGCAAACACCAGCUGAUAGUAAAGGUACAAAACACCAACCGUAAAUUUGACGCUUGGUAGUUACGAAUUAUUAUUGACCAAGAGUGAGGUCAGCAUGGCUGAUUAUUGGCCAAGUUGUUUUUCCGCUUUUUUAUGCCGGACCGAUAUACCCUGGGUACAGGGAUUUGCUUUUUCUUCUUUCCUUUUUCCGUGGCGAAGCCGCGACAGUGAGGUGCAGGGAAAGAAAAAACGUCUCGGGAGCUUUAUCAAACCGUGCGCACGGUUUAUCUCACCCUUGGUAUUUAGAGAUCAGAACCUGGAGCUUGUGUAAGACGGAGACGCACUCGAGGUCUUUUAAAACACAAAAAAGAACGAGGCCACUAUCCAGCCAUCUAAACCCAACAAGCCUGGUCAAUAAAGGUUUAAUUUUAUGGCCAUAAAGAGUAUUUUACUUGCAGGACUAACGCGAGAAAUCCUGGGCGGGCAAGAUGGCUCAUCUUGUGCGUUUCAUUUGGUAGCCAAUCAGAACACAGUAUUCGCUUCAUCUUGCGGAUUCAGCUAUAUAAUUAAGCCAAUUAGUACGGACGUUAUAUGAAACUAUGUAAAGACUGUUUCAUCUAAAGUCCAGAAAGCUUGAUAUCAGUGUUACGGGAGUAGUUCAUGCUAUUUUCUGUGAUUCGCCUUUUUCAAUACGACAGUAUUUGCCUAAUAAUCUUACAUGUGAUAUCACUUACUAUAUUUAGGUGCCACACCAUUGGUACCUUCAAUGGUGAUGGCCGGCCUUAACAUGGCUGCCGUUCACGCAAUGCAAGGAAACGUACCCCCGAAUCAGGUUGCUGUGGCAGAAGGCAAACAGGCCAAAAAACAGCCUAAAAAAGGACCCAAGAGGGCACCCAAACCUCCAGGCCAUACAGCAGCGCAGAAGAAGAUACAGCAACAGUUACUUCAACAUCAACAUCCACAGCAACAGCAGUACAUGCAGGUUCCGCCGGCUGGAAUGAUGUUCGGCCAAUCAACUCAGCAGCAACAGCAGCAACAGCAGCAACAGGUCCUCUUUCAGCAGCAACAACAACAACAACAGCAGCAGCAGAGGGGACUUGCGCAGGCAGGCUUGCAGCCUCAACAACAGCCAAGGUGGGUGGUCAAUGAAUUCGUGGAAAUUACUGGUGUAGGUGCACCCUGACACCGACCUGGAACAACUUGUGCAAAAGCCUGCUCGUGAAAAUGCCUCCUAACGCUACUAAGGAUAAUUUGUUAAGGAAACCUUGUACCCUUACACGACCUAGGACAACUUGCUAAGAAAAACUCGCUCGUGUAGAUGCGACCUCACACGACCAAGGAAAAAUUGUUAAGGAAAUCUUGCUCUUAUAAAUGCAUCAAUCUUUCUUGGUACAUUUCUUUGCUGUCCGCGCACUAUUUCACGUUUUAAUUUGGACGGUCAACGUAACACAUCUAAUUUUUCUCGUCUUAAUUUCUUACAUUCCAUCUUAGCGUCAGGAGAAAAUACUUUUCGUUAGCAAUAUUUUGAAUGAUCAAAUUUGGGACUGUGAAGUCAAGUGCUAAAUAGUUUUUUUCUUCGGAAGGUUGACAAAUCCGGCAACAAUCAAAAACCCGUUAAACAACCUAAGGAUGCUUGUUUCUCACUCCGUGGCGUCGCAGAACACGAUUGGACACCCAACACAGAGGCAAAAUGUCCAGCUGCUUCAGAGAAUGAGACAAAAACAACAGCAGCAACCGCAACACCAGCAGCAACAACAACAACAACAACAACAAACUCAAUCAAUGCAGCAAGCCAUGUUUAUGUCCCAGCAGCCAUCUCUUCUCGCACAGCAGUUUCAAAAUCAAAUGUCGCAGCAACAACAACCGCAACAGGUCAACCAGCAACUUAGGCAUUUACCACAGGCUAACCAGGUACGAAAUUUUAAGAACCAUUGUCACGCAUAUAAUCAUCCGAACCGAUGGAAGCCAAUCAGCUUACAGACUUAAGUUUUAUUCACAGGUGAUUCCGAUCGACUAGAUAGUUCCGUUUCGCAUCUGGGCCGAGUUGUUCAAAGCUGGUUUAAGAUAACCCAGGGUUAGUGCAAGAUUUGAAUUUAGAUUUGAAAUCUUAAAAGGCAUUUUCGUUUUAAUUCUUUUUGCCUACAAGUUGAUGAUUGGAAGCUCUAAAAAUAACCGAGAUAAUUAUCCGAGCAAAUGCUUUGAACACAAGAAAAAGAAACCAAGGUUAAAUUUAACCCUGGUUUAAGCGCUAAUCAGCCUUCGAACAACUGGGCCCAGGGGUUUUUCUAUCUGUCUCGAUCUGCUUGAGUCAUACGGAGAGAACUCGGACGAUCGAGACUAUAGAAUUCAGGGGUGCUCAUCAAUUACAUAAACCACUUGGGUGGGUGUGCAUAGACAUACAGAUAGGGGAGAGGUGGAAGAACGACCAGCUACAAGGUCUAUUAACAGAUUAAUAAGUGAUGAAAAACUGCAUCGCCUCAAAUCACAGCCCAUAUUCCCUGCAGCUCCCGAAACAGAAUAGCGGAACUAUUUGAUUUACCUACCGAAAUAGCCUGUUUUUUUUUUCUUUUUCAGCUUCAAGCUGUCCAGAGUGCAGGUCAGAUGCACUCUAAUCAACAAUACACUUUCACUCAACCCCAGCGUCCGCAGUCUCUGACCAUUGGUAGGACCCAAGUCGCUACUCGUCCCGAUCUCGUCUCUACACCAUCAACGCCGACGACCAUGACACUUCCAUCUUCUCUUGGAGGUAUGGUCACGCAACAGCAGCCAUUCAACACCGCCGGUUAUCAAGGUACAUUUGGCACCUUUGCGAGUCAGUAGAAAUACGGUAGUUAAGCUUAUUAGAACCCAAUAGAGUCCUUGUUUUAUCGACAAAUUGUAGAUUGUAAAAUUCUUAUUAUCCACAACCCUCAGGGCUUUUCAAGGAUAAUUUACAACACUGGUGGGGGGAGUUUUUGCAAAACUGCUUAUGUUGCAUUGAUGCUGCCCCCCAACCUCCCCCCACCGAUCCCCCGUGUGAGUGUGAAAUUUGAGACCACUACACCGGGCGCUACCUCCCCUACUCUUUACUAACAAUGUGGAUUCUUUAACCUCCCACAUAAUAAACUAUAUGUACAAGGUUUGUGAGACGGGGUCUACGGUUUGUCGUCCUUAUCCGAGAAGACUAGAAAGUCUAACUGUUUGCAAAUGUCAUCACAAAGGCAGCACUUUCUCCUCAUAUAUUUUAAGACCCCGAGUGUUGGCCGAGGUUUGAACUAGCGGCCUCCCAAAAGAAAGAAAGAACUGUUAAGUCAUAGCUCGACGAAUGAUGUUAGUUGCGUUAUGAUUUGUACUGUAACCGUUUGAUUUCUGCAACAAAGAACUACAGUGAAAUCCGAAUAUAAAUAAGCCUGGUUCUGCGGCAUUUUGUAGUAACGACGCGUUGUGUGAUGCAGUCAUUGUAUAGCGGAGGACAUUCUUUCCUCCAGUUAUAUUGAAAUGUAUGGAUGAAGAUUCUGAUAUAAUCGUAAUCAUGUGAUGACGAACGUUUUUUCCAGUCCCUUCGCACAAUUUGUAAUGGAGUACUGAAGCGACAUUAACCCUUUCAGCCCUAAGAGUGAUCAGCAUCAAAUUUCUCCUUGUAAUAUCGAUGCUUUGUAAAACAGAGUGGUCAUGAGAAUUACGGACGUGAUCACACAAGAUGAAUUUGCUUGAUAUUUUAUUAACUUCUCCCCACUACUUCUGUUGGAAAUGAAUAGGGGCAACAAAUGAGAACUCAAAUUUUGAUCUUGGGGUUUAAAGGGUUAAAGUGAUUCCCUUAGCGAUUAAACUUGCAGUUUUGUUGUUGUUGUUUUUUGUUGUUGUUGUUGUUGUUGUUUUUGUGUUCUGUCCUUAAUUCCUUCUUGGUGUUGCUAUUCUAUCUACUUUACUACUGAUUGAAUAUAAAACCUCAAAAUAAAAAAUUUUGCAGUUUUCGACUGGUUUUCUCUGUCGUAGGUCUAACUGUAUCCCAGGCGCUGACGAGGGCUAUACAACCUCAACAACAACAACAAGCCCAACAGCAACAACAGCAGUUUACAUUAACUGGUCAGCGGACUAUUCAACCACAACCGCAAGCCACGUUACAGCAUAAAAUGCCUGUGUCAUCGGGCCAUGCGCAAAUGAACGCGGUCUCGCAGAUGCAGCAAAGUUUUCAGUCACAAUACCAGCAGAGCAAUAUCGACAGACAACAACAACAGAGGUUACUAGCAGCUGCGGCUGCUCUACAACAGCAGCAACAACAACAACAACAACAACAACAACAGCAACAACAAAAUCGUCAUUCGACUGCAGAGCUGGUGAGACAACUACAACAAAGGUUUUCAGGUAAAAACAAUGUUAACCUAUUUGUCCGAUGAGUUGUUGUGAAUAAUUAAGGGCCUGGGCCCGACGUAAGUGAUCCUCACUAUCGCGAAAUCUGCAGUCUGAUUGGUUAACUUCUUCACUAUCUGUUGCGUCAUAGAAAGCGAAUAGUGAGCCAAAGUUUUGAGGAAAAACAAGACAGUAACAACUUUAGUUCAUAACAAGACGCUACGGAGCGUACACUUCGGCGUCGUGGUUGUGGAACUAAUUAAUUGUAAAUGCGGAGGAAUAGUAAGAAAUCAAAUAUGGUAAGAGUAAGGUGUUAAUUUGUGAAAUUAUGGGAUUUGUCAGGAUAUUCUGAAAAGAGCAACAUCCAAGAGGCCUACUUGCCAAAAACUAGCAUUUCGGGACAAAUUGUCUCCGAGAUAUUAGCCGAGUUAUGCUCUGGUGAAUCCAUACAAAUCCUUUUAAAAAAACAAUUCUCUAUUUUUCUUAGUCACAUCAGGCUUCAAAAACAGCAUAGCAGUCUCAUGUACUGAUUAAAGAUAUGUAAGGCAUGGGUAUGGAGUCAAUUACGUUGAGCAUGGAAUUGGCUAUAAAACUCAAAGUCAGGAGUUCGAAUGUUUUGAGGAUAAUUAUUCACUGACUAUCAGCACGCAGGGAUGUCGGAUUAUUAAGGAAGUUUAACACCAAAGGAACAUAGCCUUUACAGAGCUUUAAAACACAGCAUCCACCAACACAAACUUGACUUGAACUUUGAGUAAAACUAAACAGCCUCCACCAAUAAUAACAAACUCUCACUUGAACUUCAGAUAUCUUACGGCUUCCACGAAAAUCGACCUUCGUCACAGUUGACUAAACACAGCAGUCCAGUUCGUGGGAAAAAACUUAGAUCGUCAAAAGAACUCGCUUGGAACUUGUAAACCGUUUGACAUAAGGUUCUAGAAAAUACUAAACAGGCGAAUAGUAGUAGCUUUCCGACAUAUUUUAUGAUUUCAGUAACUGAUGCAAAUCUGCUGACUCAUGCUGAAAUGUAAACAUGCCCUAAUUAAUUAUUCAUGAAUAAUCCAAAAACGUAGAGAACGUUCGAGAAAGUCACGCAACGCAUGAAAGCAAUUUUACUACGUAACACUCAACAAAGACAAAAUGUCUUUGUGCAGCAUUUUGUAACUUUAAAUUCAUCAUAAAACAGUUCGAAAGGAGGGCUCACUCGUGAAAUGUUUUUCAACACUCGAAGAGAAAUUUCGUGUCUCUGCGCGGCCACGAAAUAUCCUCUAUUUAUUCCUCGAGUAACUAAAGACUAAACUCGAAGUGAUCUCAAGAUAUCACGAAGUAGUCCGGUCUCAUUUCGUGAAAUAGUUGAAACAAGCCGAAAAGUCACGAACUUGCACGCCCAAUCUUGUCCCGAGACUAGUGCAUCAUUUCAUAACUAUUUUUCAAGUCCCAAACUACCUUGGGUCGUAGUAGCGCAAUCGGCUAAUCCCUCAACUUAGAGUCUCCUCUGAUCUGACGGGUCACACAGGUGAGUCGGUUCAAACCCCAGGAAAGCCAAAAUAAUAAUUCUUUCUUCCUCGAAAAAGUUAAAGUGAUCUCGAGAUAUCUCGAACUAAUUCGGCUCUCACUUCGUCAAAUAGCCGAAUAGAACCGAAAACCUACAGACUUUGCUUGCCCAAUCUUGUCAAAAAAUUGCAACUUUGAUACAUUCCUGAGCGUCGCGAAUCCUUUACUUCGCGCUCCGCCGAAGUAAAAAUGUUCACUGAAGGAGGGAGGGAGUCAUUAGCGCAUGAAAUCCACGUGUUCAGGAGCACUUGAUAAGUGCUACAAGUCAACAUUUUUUUCUGUGUUUUUCUCUUCACACAUAUCAUUUCAUUUAUUAAGUCAACAUUAGUAACCACAAGUCUUUGCGAAAGUUAACUCGACCCAGUUUCCUUCUCGCUUUUAAAGUGACGAAUGAGAUUCCAUGAUGAGCGGCAGAAUACUUAUCCUGGUCGUUAUUUUGCAGGCCAAGACAUCUCUCUACAACAGCAGUUUUCACAGGCCGCUGACAUUUCCCUCCAGAGACAGCUAUCGGCGCCACCUGACAUUGGGCUUCCGAGGCAAGUGACUUCAGCCCAAGAUAUCUCCUUUACGCGGCAGCUCUCCACUCCAGCACCUCAGGACCUUACUCAGCAGGCCCAGCAACAACAGUACACUACAAACCCUCAAUAUCAGGGCCCACAGUUUUGA